GUGUAGUAUAAAUCUUUACAGAAUCAAAUUGAUUGGCAGCUCAGUUGAAGUGAAGCCUCUCUGCUCGGUGGUGGCACCUAGACUUAUUACAGAGAGAAAAUGACGGCAGCUCCCGGAAAAUGCUUAUUUCUGGUCACCGGCCCUCCUGGUGUGGGUAAAACUACUCUGAUCAUGAGGGUUCUCGAAACCCUCAAAAUGUCAAACCCUAAUUUAAAGAUUCAGGGAUUCUACACCAGUGAGGUUAGGGAAGGAAGUGAAAGGGUUGGCUUUGAAGUUGUUACUUUGGACGGUCGAAAAGCUCCACUUGCUUCCACCACCAUUUCCACCUCAGAGUCACUCAGAUGGCCUUCUGUUGGGAAAUACAAAGUAGAUUUGGCGUCAUUUGAGUCACUUGCGUUACCCGAGUUGCAGGUCAAAGAAGACACUGAUCUUUUCAUAAUUGAUGAAAUUGGGAAAAUGGAGCUGUUUAGCUCAUCAUUCUUCCCUGCGGUCCUAAAAGUUCUGGAAUCAAAUGUCUCAGUUUUGGCUUCAGUCCCUAUUCCAAAAUUUGGACGCGAUAUACCUGGAGUUGCAAGGGUGAAGAAUCAUCCAGGUGCUACCAUUUUCACCUUAAGCCAAAGUAACAGAGAUGCUUUGAGAGAACAGAUCUACAACCAGUUUGUAGGUUCACUAUGUAGAUGUUAGAGACCAUACGCCUAGUUUUGCAGGUGGAAUUGUUCAUUCAAGCAUCAUAUCGAUUUUUUCAUACAACUGUAUUCUUCCUGGUAUUUUUACUAAUGAGGUUAUUUUCCGUUACACGUUGAUUUUGUCAUCUCACAUGCCAACAAACUUGUUUGAUGUUGUUGAAUAGCUUACAUCAUUUCUCAAAUGAUUUCAAUGCAAGUAGUUUACAAAUA
Messenger RNA from Mercurialis annua (annual mercury), 896 nucleotides. RefSeq lists its product as uncharacterized. The record is from RefSeq and is a predicted model, not a curated record. Lineage: Eukaryota; Viridiplantae; Streptophyta; Magnoliopsida; Malpighiales; Euphorbiaceae. Gene Ontology annotation, molecular function: ribonucleoside triphosphate phosphatase activity. Bases 100 to 684 code for a protein of 194 amino acids. The transcript has 6 exons.